Molecule: messenger RNA, 841 nt
Organism: Drosophila hydei
Lineage: Eukaryota; Metazoa; Arthropoda; Insecta; Diptera; Drosophilidae
Product: serum response factor-binding protein 1-like
Exons: 2
Coding region: 349-786 (145 amino acids)
Source: RefSeq, a predicted model, not a curated record
GCCAUACACACUUUGUAUUUUUAGUUGCAAUCUAUAAUUGGAUUGCAUUUAUUAUUCUAAAGUUCAGGCUCGAAGCUCUAGGUUCAGAGAUCAACCACCGUUAAAAACUGGAGCAAGUCCAAACUCUGUAAUAUUAGCCAUAAUCAGGUUAUUAGACUGAAGUCUUUAUCAAGUAUUUAGCUUUGCUUUAUUGUUUUGUGUUUAGCUGGCGAUUAAAAUCUUAAUGGAGUGCCUUGAUCAAAUGUUUCUGAGGGACUUGGAAUUAUAAAUACAACGUGAUUUCUCAACAAAGACAUCAGUUGUCCGCAAGCAACAAUUAAACCGUAAACACAGACAGAAUCUUUAACAAUGUCCGCCACUCUCGUUAUCCUGUUGAGCUGCCUUGCAUACGGCAUUGUAGCCGUUCCUCCAUCAUCAUCUUACUUGCCGCCUGGAAGUUCGCCUGCCGUACGCCCAACUGUCCAAGUUCCAGCAGUUAACCAACCAUCACCAUCCUAUUUGCCACCAGCUAAGGGAGUGGGCAGACGCCCAUCUGUUCCAGCCCCUGUAGCUCCAGCCCCUGUAGCUCCAGGACCUGCUGUGCCUGCACCGGCUGUACCACGCCCUAUUGGAAAACGUCCAUCUGCUUAUCGUCCUGUUGUGCAGCAGCCAGCUGUCCAGCGUCCUGUUGUUCCCGUACCUGCUGUCCCUGCUCCUGCUCCACAGCGACCAGCCCCAAGGCCAAUCCCCACUGGAUCUAAGAGCGGCUACGGCCCUCGUACUGUCGGCGCUAACGCUCCUUACUAAAUUUCAUUACAUCAGAUAAAUACAUGAUCAGCUCCUGAAACCCGAACCUGUGAAC